Armigeres subalbatus is the source of this 738-nucleotide messenger RNA. RefSeq lists its product as uncharacterized. NCBI's taxonomy places the organism in Eukaryota, Metazoa, Arthropoda, Insecta, Diptera, Culicidae. Bases 144 to 668 code for a protein of 174 amino acids. The record is from RefSeq and is a predicted model, not a curated record. The transcript is spliced from 3 exons.
CAUCAUAAACUCGCUUAUCAUUUCCUUCCAAUAUCGAAUUCCGCCAUUCGAUUCCGAUGCAGAAUUUCCUUCAUCGAACCCCCAGUCAGUGAAACAGUUCUGCCCACUCGCACAGCCAACUACGACCGAUUCGCGCUAUCCCCAUGAUGGCCUACUUCUCUCUAGUUCUAGUGGUUGCGGUCGUCUUCUUUGCGUUUCCCGCCUCAAGUGGAUCUGCCAACAACCAUUAUCUGCCUCGUCCGGCCCAGGCUAUCGGAAGGACGACUCUGCUGUACUGCCGAUACGGAGACGCUCGGGAUCAUUACUUCCGACGGCCUUUCCGGUACGGUACCAAUGCGUACGAGGACGCCGAAAAUUUAGUGGAGGACGAUUUCCCGUUCCUAGCUGCGGAUAAGUGUCGACUGGCCAAGGACAUGGAGCAGGAGAUCCAAUAUUUGCGCACCCUGAUGGACAAGUGCGAGCGGUGCGAUUCGGCCGUGGAACCGUUGCCGGCCAAACUGACGACGCUCAGUGGCAGAAGUGUCGCUUGCGGGGAUGGUGCAUCGAGCUGGUGCCGUGGGGCAGACUUACCCUGCAUCGACACCCCAUACGGAGCAUUCUGCGCCCCCUGUCCCGUAGGGUACGACCGAAAUGGAACACUUUGUGUCGAGCGUACUUCCUGCCGCUGAAUCAAAACCUGCCGACAUGCAAACCAGAGCUCGAACAACGGACAUUCGCUUAAUAAACUUCUGCACUGAA